Molecule: messenger RNA, 1239 nt
Organism: Emys orbicularis (European pond turtle)
Lineage: Eukaryota; Metazoa; Chordata; Testudines; Emydidae
Product: lipase member M-like
Exons: 9
Coding region: 1-1239 (412 amino acids)
Biological process (GO): lipid metabolic process
Molecular function (GO): hydrolase activity, acting on ester bonds
Source: RefSeq, a predicted model, not a curated record
AUGUUGUUAACAGAUGAAUGUACUGUUUUACACAGAACCAAGAUGUGGCUAUUCAUUACAGUGGCAUAUUUGUUCCAAGGAACUGUAUCUUCAGAGAAACUCAUAAGAAUGAAGAGAGAUCACGUGGAUCCUGAAGCAUAUAUGAACAUUAGCGAGCUCAUUACCUAUAGAGGGUACCCCAGUGAGGAGUAUGAAGUGGUGACAGAAGAUGGCUAUAUCCUUAGCAUUAACAGAAUCCCUUAUGGAAUAGAAAAUCAGGGGAAUACGGUUGUAAAGCCUGCUGUGUUUCUCCAACAUGGAUUACUAGGAGAUGCUAGCAACUGGGUCACAAACCUGGCCAACAAUAGCCUGGGCUUCAUACUAGCAGAUGCUGGCUAUGACGUUUGGAUGGGAAACAGCAGAGGGAACACCUGGUCUAGAAGACACCUCAAUCUUUCUGUUGAGCAAGAUGAGUUCUGGUCUUUCAGUUUUGAUGAGAUGGCUAAGUUUGACCUUCCAGCAGUGCUAAACUUUAUUAUGCAGAAAACUGGACAAGAGCAGUUGUACUAUGUUGGCUAUUCACAGGGUGCCACUAUAGCUUUCAUAACAUUUUCAACAAUGCCCCAGCUGGCUAAAAGAAUCAAACUGUAUUUUGCCUUAGCCCCUGUAACUACAGUUAAAUAUGCCAGAAGCCCUGCAGUAAAACUCCUGUAUCUUCCUGAAAAGUUUCUCAGGGUCUUGCUUGGCAGAAGGGAAUUAUUUCACCAAAGUGAAUGGCUGAGAAAGCUCAUUGUUUCCUUUUGUGGCCGCAGCAUUUUUGCUAAGCUUUGUGGAAAUGUUUUCUUCAUUCUGGGAGGCUACAAUGUGAAUAACAUAAAUAUGAGUCGUGUUAAUGUAUACGUAGCCCGAGCCCCAGCAGGAACAUCUGUACAAAAUGUAAUCCACUGGAGCCAGAUACUUAAUUCAGGGGAAUUCCAAGCUUAUAACUGGCGCAGUCAAACCAAGAAUAUGGCGAAAUUUGGUCAGACCACCCCUCCUUUAUACAAGAUAAAAGAUAUGACAGUGCCAACUGCAAUAUGGACUGGUGGACAAGACUUGCUUGCAGACUUAAAGGAUGCUAAUGUUUUACGCCCUCAAAUUAUUAAUCUUGUUCAUUACAAAAACAUUCCUGAAUGGGCACAUCUGGAUUUCAUCUGGGGGCUGGAUGCGCCGCUGCGCAUGUACAAUGAAAUCAUUGACCUAAUGGAGAAGCAUCCAUAA